Molecule: messenger RNA, 4483 nt
Organism: Caenorhabditis auriculariae
Lineage: Eukaryota; Metazoa; Nematoda; Chromadorea; Rhabditida; Rhabditidae
Source: the annotation of a GenBank genome assembly
AUGUCGGCAGAAGAGAGGCGGCUUGAACUUGAGCGCAAGAAGCAGAAGCUCGCUGAGCUGAAGAUCCAGCGCCAGCGAGCACAAGAACAACGAACUCGAGAGCUUCUCAAUACCGCGGUGGAAAAUGGCAACUCACGACCAAGCCUCUCAUCAAACCAAGUCGAGGAAAUCCUCAACGAAGUUGGCAUUCCCUCAGAACCCAACGUCGAGCGUCCUAGUGAGAAAGUCAACGGCACAGUAGACAUGGUUUAUUCUCUCUUUUGUGUCUUAUUGAUAAAGAACUUUCAGAGUAAUGUUUCUCCAAUGGCAUCCCAGUUACUAAACUCUUCCCGAAUGGUCAAUCUUGAAUUUUCUGCCGUUCAGUCUUUUACAUUACCGUUAAAAGACGCGGUACGCUUAAUUUUGAAAGUUUCAUAAUUGUAUUCAUUUUUAGUCAAUCUACUCGAAAACAACGCAAACGGACGAUGAGAAGUUCUCCGUGGGCGAGUUCAGCAUGGGAAGUCAGGAGUUUGACUACGACGACGAGCUGGGAAUGGACAAUUUCCGUGGUUAGGGGAGCGCAUGGCUAGGAUAAUGCACAGUUUACAGGUCGCGCUCACUCCCACGACCUGGAGUCGCCGAUCCACAUGAACGACGACAUCGCCAAGCUGCUCCCCGGAUAUCCUUUUGCCAAUCAGAAGGAACCUGUGAGUGCAGAAGUUGUUCGGAUCUAGUUGUGGUUCUCAGACGCCGGCGCAAGAAGAAGAGAAGGAAGAUACUCGGCCACGAGUUCUGAGCGAAGAAGAACGCAACCGGAUCCUGGCCAGCGCCGACUUCCAGGCCUUCUUCGAGUACUCGUCCAAGGUUCUGGAACGAGGCCUGACCGAAACCGUCGACAUCUUCAUCGACUACGCCAGAGACCAACGCGGAGAAGUUGUCGCUUCUGAUGACCGUCUCCGUCUUUCCCGCGUCUUUUCCGACGAGAAGUGGACCGCCAACAGGUUCCUUCCUUUUCGUUGAGAUCCAUUGUUUUCUCCUUCUCAGGGCCAUCAGCGGCAUCACCUUCUCCGAGCAGCAUCCCGAACUGAUGGCUGUGUCCUACGACUUGGUAUUUCUCAUAAUUUGCUAUUCGCUUCUAGAAAUAAACAACUCGAGAAACAUUGCUACGGAGCUGACGACAUUUUUUUUUUUAACUUUCUGAGACAGAGAAAAACACAAUUUUAAUUUUUGGGACAUGUUUCCAUUUAAUUUUUUUCAACACGAAAUCCUUAAUGAACUUUGUUCUUCAGGAUCCCGAAUCUGUUAUCGAUCCGCCUGGCGUUGUUAUCAUUUGGAAUACCAAGUUCAAAAAGGAAUCUCCCGAGUGAGUUGUUCAGAAAUUCUUUCUUUUUCUACGACUUGAAUUUUUAACUGUUUUUUUAAAAUACAUUUAAUAGAAAUCAAGUUGUUACCGAAAUAGUUUUUUUAAUAGUUUUUCAAGGAAAAAAUAAUAAUAAAAAAUAAUACACUCUCAGCCGAACAUCAAGUUUCUCAUGAAAAACUCGAGAAUUUAAAAAAAGUUAUUUUGUUACUUAUAUUUCUGUUUAUUAACACUUUUCACUGAGAAUUUCUGAAAUCAAAAAUUGUCAAUUGGAGAUUUAGAUACGUAGUUUCUUGUCAAUCAAGAAUCACAUCGGUGACUUUCGCGAGAUUCCACGCGCAUCUCGUGCUCGCUGGAUGUUAUUCGGGCCAAAUCUGCGUUUGGGACAACCGAAUCGCCAAUAAGAAGACUCCAAUCAAUAUUGUUCGAAUCCUAGCCGUUUUCCAUUCAAUUUGUAUUCCAGAGUCCUUUAUCUUUGAUGGCUCACACUCAUCCUGUUUACUCGUUGGCAGUUAUUGGAACGAAUAAUGCCCAUAAUUUGGUUCGUUCCAAAUACUUUUGUUUUCUUAAAAUUUCUUCCGUAGGUUUCAAUCAGCACUGACGGCCGGAUGUGCAGUUGGAACGUUGAUAAUCUGACGCAGCCGGUCGAUGGAAAGGAGCUGAUGAAUAUGGCUGGGAAGCAGGUUUUCAGUUUUUUUUUUGAAUGAUGUCAGAUCAGUUUCGACUAAAGUUCAGUUUUGUUCAAAUUUGAUGAAAUCAUACAAAUUUUCGAUGCUAAAAGUUGUUUUCUCCAGAUUCCCUGCAUGACGAUGUCAUUUCCUGUCGCUGACAUGAACAACUUCGUCGUUGGUAGUGAAGACGGAAAAAUCUCGGCUAUCAGUCGACACGGCGCCGCUCAGGCGUCCGCCAAGGAGUUUGCCGCUUUUGAAGGUUUUUUUUUCAUUUUUUGUUUUUCAUGACUCUUGAAAACUAAAAUAAGCACGGGAAAUGAAUGAUGAAUGAUUUCGGUCAUUUCUCCUACGAAAAGUAUUUUUGAAUGAUGAAAACUUAUAAAAGUUGCAUUCGUCGUUUUGUUUUAUGAUAUUUUCUACUUUUCUUUAGACCACUUUCGAAGAAAAAAUGGGAAACCCUAGUUUUAUUUUAUUUCUGCAGCCAUUUUUUUCACAUUUUUGAAGCCGAAAAUUAGUUCUUGUCACUCGUUUAUUUUUAAGAGGGCAUACUUCGAAAAGUCUCCUAUCAUACUUUCCUCUUUCCAAAACUUUCUGGGUUUGAGUUUGAUUUUUCUUUCUGAUUUUUCGGCUCUGUUUGUAGCCUAAUUUCAAAGAAAAGAUAGGUGAAGUUGGAUAGGUUGAUCAAUAUGAUUAGUGUUUUAGAAAGUCGGCAAUCUAAGGUCCUGUGAGAAAGGCGGAGUCAGUCUUCCAAGGAGCUCUUUUGCAGGCCACAGCGCCCCAGUGACGAGUGUGGCCUUCCACCGGGCGACGGGAGCCGUCGACUUCUCCCACUUGUUCCUGUCGGCUAGCGUCGACUGGACCGUCAAACUCUGGAGCACCAAAGAUCCGCAGCUGCGGUUUUCCUUCGAGUCCCACUGCGACUUCGUCUACGACGCCGCCUGGUCGCCUGUCCAUCCCGCCGUCUUCACCUCCAUCGACGCCGAAGGAAAUGUCUGUUUUUCUAGAUUCUGUAAAAUGAAGCGGCCCCAAGUUCGAUCUCCGCCCCGACCCAACCAAGGGGGUUAAGAAAUGUUGGUAGUGGGUAGUGGGAAACCACGGCUUCACAAUCCCCAGCCGUCACACACAAGGACGGAUAUGUCACUCGAGCCAGUCCACCGAUUAUCAGGAUAGGACCUUGGCUAAUCGACUUGGGGCGUCGACGCUGCUCAAGCGGUACAAAGGCGUAGGAAGAAGAAGAAAAAAAUAAGAGCGGCCCCAAAUAAAAAAAUUUAAAAAUUUACAAAAAACGACUCGUUUUUUGAUGUUUUGAAGAUCUACACGGUAACUCAAAAAACGAAAUUUUUUUAAAUUCUGACUGACUGGAACAAAAUUUUUUUGUUUUCUGGUUUUGAAAAGUUCAUCUAUACUUACCAAACAGGAAAGAAACUUAGUAAACGGUUUUAUAAUUGGUUUGAGCUGUUUUUGAAUCAUUAAAAAAAUAACUAACCGAUAUACUUCAUUGGCUCUUAGUGGAAGGCUUGACGAACAUAUAGGCAAUGGGCCUCGAUAGAUAGAGAUAUAUUUUCGAAUUUUGCAGUUGUUCUUGUGGAACUUGAACGAAGACACUGAGGGCCCAGUCGCCCGAAUGCAGCCCGGCAAAGAAGGCAGCAGCCUGAGAAAAGUCUGCUGGUCAGACGAUGGUUUGCUAGAUCAGGAGUCUUCAUCGGAAGUUCUGGUUUCCAGGUCGCCAGGUUUGCGUCGGCGAUAAUGAGGGCAAUGUUUACGUUUACGAGGUGCAUGAAAGUAUGUACGUUCUUCGAAGCGAAGAAUGGACUCGAUUUGCGCGGUUUGAUUCUUUUUUUCGCUUUGUAACUAUAUCAAAGCUUUUUUUAAAUCGAAAUUUAGUUUUUUUCUGAAGAAAAUAAACAGCUCCAAAAAAAUAUUAUUGCUUUUAGAGAAGUUUAUGAUGUCAAUAAAAGACCCUGGAGAUAAGAAAGCGAAAAAAUAUUUUUCUAAUGAGCUUAUCUGUGAAAAAAAUAAGUUAGAAAAAAGAAAGUUCUCUUUGUAGAAAAGAUCGGUUGAAGAUUAAAUGGAAAAAUGCCUUUUCAGAGAUAUCAUACUCACACUCGAAAAAAAUACUUUUAGUUUCGGUCGAUAUUGUCGAGCUUGUACAAAAGUGCAGUAUAAAAAAAAUUCCUUUCGGGACCUUUCCAGGACUAUACACGAAUUCCAUAAGGGUUUCGAGGAGAAGGGAUUUUUACAGUGCUUUCCUAACUCAUGAGUCAUUUAAAGGGCCGUGUUGAUCCAAAAUGAUAGAGUCAAUGAAAAAAAGCAAGCUUUCAUUUCAAGAAAAAAGUUGGGAAAAAGAAUUUUUAGUGUUCUCGGCGACAUGAAGCAGGCUUCGGAAGACGCGGACGACAUGAGCGAAGUCAUGUCGCGUUUGUCCAACUCCGGACCCAUGGUCAAUGUGUCACCGCGACAAAAUUGGCCAUAG